AACAAACCUUCCCAACAUGUGUGCGCGCAAUUUUCCCAUACAGUCUAAACUCAAGAAAAAAUGAACAGAUACAAAGCUUUCGACCUCCUGAAGCCAGCUAGUGUGGCUGUGGCUCGUGAAGGAGAUGUCAGGAGUGUCAAAGGGCUUCGUCUGGCUGGACGAGCUGCAUAAAUGACCUCAAGGAAUACCUAGUGUUUCCUCUUUUACUUCACCUUAAGAGCGGCAAGAAUAUGACUUGGAGUCUGCAAGAAGAAAUAGUCGAGUGCCUAAGAGAUGUCCUGAGGUUUUCUAUCAUAGAGGAAUUCCAGUUUUUCCAAGAAAUUUUCACACAGUUAUUUCUCAUCCUCACCGACCGUGGAAAUCCACAGAAAGUUGGCAAUGUGAGUGAGGAUUGUAAGCAGGCUGCUUUAGCAACAGUAUCAAUUAUAGUAGACAACGCUUCAAAUGAUGUUAAAGAUAAAAUAUAUGGGGAUGUCUUUAGACCCCAGCUAGGUCAUGCCGUUUUUAUUUGCCUAAAGCUGGCACAGGAAGAAAAGAAUCGCAGUUUAAGAAUUGAAGCCAUAGAGACCUUGUCAGCACUUGGCCAGAAAAAGAACUUUGAGAUGUUUCUCAAAGACCAGCAGAUGGCUAUUAGUCGGACCUUUUCGAACUUUCUUCCUGGUAUCGUAACAGCCCUUGCCAAAAUUGCCACUGGGGAUGAAAAGCAAGGUCAUAAGCUGACUGUGGCUGCAAUUACAACUUGGAUUCACUUUGUGACUAUGGUUAUGAGUGACUGUUUCCUUGAAGAACAAUCUUCUUCCUUCGGAGACAACAAAACUGUGACGGAGCUGAAAGCACGGCUUUUUGGGUUCGAAAUUUGAUCUUCCUGAGCCAGAUGAGGAGAGCAAUUCACAGAAAUUACCAAAUAUUGAGAUGAGUAAUGACUGGAUUCAAGGAACAGCAGACAAAUUGAUGAUCCUGGUCCAGUCAAUGGCUAAGCUGGUGACGCACUCCCACUGGAAAGUGAGACUGAGUCUUGUAGACUGGGCUCAGCAGAUCAUAUGCAAGUGCUCAAGAUCACUAGAAGGCAGUUUAGUCAUGGCUAUAGAAGUGAUAGUGACACUGAGGAGUGAUGAUGGGGUUGAAGUUGGUUCAGCAGCUCAGGAGGCUCUGGUAACCAUCACACAGGUUCUUCAUGUGGGCAAGAACCAACUCCAAGGCAAGCAUCAAGGAUUGAUGGAGCUACUGGAAGAAAAGGUUUAUACCCUCUCUUCGCAGUUGCCGACUAUAUUUCGACAGGAAGAUGAUGUGAAGUCGCUAACAUCUUUAAGGCAGUUACUUGGAUGCUUAGAGGUCCUUGGCGAAAGACUGAGUCAUCUGGUAAUGUGGCCAAGUCACUCACAGCGUCUUUUUAGAGCUCUCACCUCCAUGCUCACUCUCGACGCCAGGGAAUCAGACCUUUUGCUUGAGAAAACAAAUACUCAUGAUCCCUUCGAGGUGCUGAGUCUCAAGCCAACCCUAGGACAGUCCUUCAGAUAUUUCACCGACAGACGCAUUUUCGAGACUCUCACUUCCACCUGUCGACUUAUUGGUUGCCAUAGUGAUGUGAAGGCUGUAACUGACCUGUGCCUUGACCUUCUGCAGGAAACAACACAACACCAGAAGGAAGUCCUCCUUUUGCUUACACUCAUCAUCCAAGGAAGAGAUAGAAAUAAAUUGAAAGAGAAAGACAAGCAGAUUGUCCAGCCAGAAGAGAAUGAAAAUGUUGUGCAAAGUGUGAUAGACCUCAUAGUGUGUCAAGAAAUUUUUGAUGCAGCACUGUAUGUCCACUUGCAAGGCAAAACUAGUGCUAAUGAUGAAGAUACUAUAAAGGACUUUCUUGUCCCAGUUAAUACACACAGGAAUAUAUCAGUGGAUUUGGUGAAGAACAAUGUUGUACUUCUAGCCAAUGCCUUGAAUUUGAUCAGUGCUUGUGCCCAUAUGGUUGGUCCUGAUUUUGUAAUGUUCCUAAACAAAGUUUUAUGCCCAGUGAUGGAAAAAGCUGGAGAAUCCAAUGUACUGGUUGGGCACACAGCUAGUAAUACAUUACAGGAGAUUGCCAAAGCUUGUGAGUUUGGUAGCAGAUCAGAGCUAAUAGAGAAGUGCGUCCCCCACUUUUGGUAUCCUCUUUCAAUGAGGCUCAAGAGAUUGCCACAGUAUCCUUCUGCACCCUUAGUUCUCCAAGUGUGUUUGGAAUAUGCUAAUGUCGACGUAAUGGCUUUCACUGAAGAGUUAGUGGAAGAUGUGUUGCUUUCCUGUGAUAUGCACCAUAGCACACAAGCUUUGCCUCUGCUUAAAGUACUGUUGGUCUAUGUGAUGGCUGUUAAAAAGUAUGAGGCAAAACAUGUGGAUGAAAAUGAAAAACAAGAUGAUCAUAGUGGUUGUGCUGAAAAGAUGGAUGUUCAACAAGAACUUCCAGAAUCUGGUGAUAAGAAGGGGGAGGUUGCCAAUUUUUUGUUAAAUUAUCAUAGAACAAAAAUGAAAGUUCAGGAAGGAUUGGAAACUGAUAGUGAUGAGGUUAUGCAAGAGGAAGUUGGUGAAGCAUUCAAGAAACUAGGACAUCAAGAGGAACAGAUGGAAGAUGAUCAUACUGUUAAUGAUGAAAAGAAAAAAAUUCCCAGGUACAUUGAACUAGUAGUCCGUAUUAUGGAAACAUGUUCAUAUAUGUUGUAUACAAAAGACAGACAAAUCAAACUUUUGAUUUUAGAAAUUACCAGAGUAGGAUCAGAAGCCCUGACUCAUUGGGAGGAUGAAAGAUUACCAGUGUUGCAUAAGCUCUGGAAACCAUUAGUGUUGCGGCUAAAGGACUCAGACUUUGUGGUCUUGAUGCGGGCCUUUCUGGUUCUGUCGACCAUGAUGAUAACUAGUAGUGAGUUCCUGCAAAAGCGAACUAUCAAGGAGAUUUUUCCGCCUCUUUUCUCCUUCUUAAAAAAUCAGAGUUACAUCAGCCUUGGCAAGUCACGGAGGAGUGGUUACUACAUGACUAUGGCAUAUAAAGCCCAGUAUGCCAUUCUUGACAGAUUAGGGAUGUUUGUAAAUACCUUAAAUCUCAGGGUGUUCAAUAUCUCUGAACUCUUAAAUGUCAUAGUGCUCUAUUUAGAAACGAAACAACCCCCAGCACUGUCUGGGUUAGGUCUUGAUAUAGUCAAGAAAAUUGCCAUUAAACAUCCAAAUAAUGUGUGGCUGCUACUCGCAUAUCAGCAGCCCCCUAUGAGAAUCAUUCCCCCGGUGCCAAGCUUACCAUCUGUUAAGAUUUCUGGAUCUGCAUCAAGAACAUUAAUCACUGAAGCAACAAAUUUGUACAAGCAGCUGUCAUAGAUAUGUGUAAAUAAAGAUUUAAAUUUUAA
This is a messenger RNA of Penaeus monodon (black tiger shrimp), 3365 nucleotides long. RefSeq names its product TELO2-interacting protein 1 homolog (gene Tti1). Lineage: Eukaryota; Metazoa; Arthropoda; Malacostraca; Decapoda; Penaeidae. Gene Ontology annotation, cellular component: cytoplasm. Gene Ontology annotation, biological process: chromatin remodeling. The record is from RefSeq and is a predicted model, not a curated record.